This is a messenger RNA of Brugia pahangi, 1011 nucleotides long. NCBI's taxonomy places the organism in Eukaryota, Metazoa, Nematoda, Chromadorea, Rhabditida, Onchocercidae. The record is from the annotation of a GenBank genome assembly.
AUGCCUCUGCCGCUGUUUGGCAAAUCGCAUAAAUCACCUCCGGAUAUCGUUAAAAAUUUAAAGGACUCAUUGACACAACUGGAAAAAUUGGAACGAGGAGAUAAAAAGAAUGAAAAAGUUGCAGAAGAAGUGAGCAAAUCACUUCAGGCAAUCAAAAGUAUCAUUUAUGGACAGGAGAGUCAGGAACCGCACUUGGAACAGGUAGCACAACUGGCUCAGGAAUCAUAUAAUUCAUCGAUUCUCCCUAUGCUGAUCCAGAACUUGAUAAAGCUUGAUUUCGAAGCAAAAAAGGAUGUUGCACAAAUUUUUAACAAUCUACUGCGACGGCAAAUUGGAACACGUUCACCAACGGUGGAAUAUGUACAUACACGACCGCAGAUUCUUGAAGCACUUGUUAAAGGGUAUGAAACUCCUGAGAUAGCUGUUACUUGUGGUAGUAUGUUAAGAGAAUGUAUCAGGCAUGAAAAUCUUGCAAAAUUGGUUCUUUAUGGCAAUGAUUUUUACAAAUUCUUCAGUUACGUGGAGGUAUCUACAUUCGAUAUUGCAUCAGACGCAUUUUCGACCUUUAAAGAAUUAGUCACGAGACACAAGACAAUUUGUGCUGAAUUUCUGGACAGCAAAUACGACGAAUUUUUCCAGGCCUAUCAAAAUUUGCUGAAUUCAGAAAAUUAUGUUACAAGAAGACAAUCUUUAAAGUUGUUAGGCGAAUUAUUGCUGGACCGUCACAAUUUUAAUGUAAUGACGAGAUAUAUCAAUAAUGCUGACAAUCUCAAGCUCAUGAUGAAUAUGCUCAAAGAGAAAAGCCGUAGCAUACAAUUUGAGGCAUUUCAUGUUUUUAAGGUUUUUGUGGCAAAUCCGAACAAAUCGAAGGCUGUUGCCGAUAUUUUAUUGAGGAAUAAGGAGAAACUAGUUGAAUUCCUUACUAAUUUCCAUACUGAUCGUACAGAAGACGAGCAGUUUAAUGACGAGAAGGCUUAUCUCAUCAAACAAAUACAGGAUAUGAAAGCAUGA